AUGAAGGAGCGGUGGGUGCAGCUGGGGCUGCUCAGCGUCCCCCUCCUGGCCGUGUACCUGCACCUCCCGCCCCCGCUCUCCCCCGCGCUGCUCUCCUGGCGCGCCUCCGGGGCCUUCUUCACCUACAAGGACCGCAGCAUCUUCUACAGAGAUUCAGCCGGCGCCGUGGGCAGCUCCGACGUGGUCGUCCUCCUGCACGGCUUCCCCACCUCCAGCUACGACUGGAGCAAGAUCUGGGAGGGGCUGACGCAGCGCUUUCGCCGGGUGGUCGCCCUGGAUUUCGUCGGGUUCGGCUUCAGCGACAAGCCCCGGCCCCACCGCUACUCCAUCUUCGAGCAAGCGAGCAUCGUCGAGGGGCUGGUGCGGCACCUCGGCCUCCACCGCCGGAGGAUCAACCUCCUGUCCCACGACUACGGCGAUACGGUCGCCCAGGAGCUGCUCCACAGGUACGAGCACAACAGAACUGGGAGCAUCCUGAUCAAGAGCCUCUGCUUAUCCAAUGGAGGCAUUUUCCCCGAGACGCACCGCCCCCGGCUCAUCCAGAAGGUCCUCAAGGACGGGGGCCUGCUGUCCCCCGUCAUCACGCGGCUGAUGAACUUUUUCUUCUUCUCCAGAGGGCUCGGGGCCGUCUUUGGGCCCUACACGCAGCCUUCGCAGGCCGAGUACUGGGACAUGUGGACGGCGGUGAGGACCAACGACGGCCAUCUUGUGGUUGACAGUAUUUUGCAGUACAUCAACCAGAGAAAGAAGCACAGAGACCGCUGGGUUGGGGCUCUGGUGGCCACCUCCGUCCCACUGCAUUUAAUCUACGGGCCCCUGGACCCUGUGAAUCCGCACCCGGAGUUCCUUCAGCUGUACAAAAGAGUGCUUCCCACGUCCACGGUGUCCGUGCUGGAUGACCACAUCAGCCACUACCCGCAGCUGGAGGAUCCAACGGGCUUCCUGAACGCCUAUCUGAGCUUCAUCAACUCCUUCUGAGCUGCUGCUUGCUCUCUGUUUACAAGUCAGGCUUCGGGGGCAGGAAAAAACUGAUUUUUUUUUUUUAAUCUCCAGAUCAACACUUUGCACUAACGACCCAUGGUUUGGCUGCCAACCUGCUGCGUUCACACACGCAGUUAAAUCCUUCGAGCAGCACAAAAGAUGAGCCUGCGGGGAGGCGUGGACAAAAAUCAUCAGCCUAGGAGUCAGAGGAUGCUGACAGCUCCUCCAGCCCUUCCUACCUCGCUUCUUGGCUGGCCAGGAGGGCUCAGGGCAGAACAAGGACACCCGAGGGGAAGCAUAACACGAGUUAUGUCGGUCCAAGAGUCCUUCCUGCCCUCAGGGGGAGGCUUUGCUGCUUGCCCCAGGCAGCCAGGAGCACGUUCCUAAGAGCAGUGACAUGUUCCUAGGUUAGCUGCCCUUGGGAAGGUCUUGGGAGCUUCCUCAAAGCUCGGCUGUAGCACUCGGUGCUACCGGGGCAAACUUGUGCCUGGUCCCUGGAGCAAUACUGGCCCUAGCAAAAGCCAAGGUGUUUUUCUGAGCAAUAGCUAUUUUUAUUUAUUUAUUUUUUUGCCACAGGGAGCUGGGAGAAGUGUUUAAAUUAGCAUUAAAGCAGUAUUCCUUCCUCACCCUGACUUGGUAAGGACAGAAACGCCAGUACAUUUCCAGGGAGAUGUGUGGCAGGGCGCCCCUCACGAGGAAGUCACCGCCUGGUCCUUCCUCCUUUUUCUUCCCAAUCUUUGACAGCUUUAAGCCCAAAAAAGCUGCAGUGUUCUGUCGUGUUACUUGACACAAGGCUCAGAGAAGUGUUAGUCCAGAGUAGAAAGGGAAAAACCUUCAUGGUUGAAGUGUAAUUUCUCUAUACAUUGAUUUUUGUCUCCUCUAUUUUACGCAAAAUCUUCAAAAGACUGUAAAUU
Molecule: messenger RNA, 1895 nt
Organism: Cygnus atratus (black swan)
Lineage: Eukaryota; Metazoa; Chordata; Aves; Anseriformes; Anatidae
Gene: MEST
Product: mesoderm specific transcript
Molecular function (GO): catalytic activity
Source: RefSeq, a predicted model, not a curated record